Molecule: messenger RNA, 2175 nt
Organism: Mustela erminea (ermine)
Lineage: Eukaryota; Metazoa; Chordata; Mammalia; Carnivora; Mustelidae
Gene: RBP5
Product: retinol binding protein 5
Exons: 4
Coding region: 170-577 (135 amino acids)
Biological process (GO): fatty acid transport
Cellular component (GO): cytosol; nucleus
Molecular function (GO): fatty acid binding
Source: RefSeq, a predicted model, not a curated record
CACUCUCUCUCUCUCUCUCUCUCUCUCUCUCUCUGUGUGUGUGUGUGUGUGUGUGUUUAGGCUAGCCUGGACUCUCUCAGCCUCACCUGCCAGACAACACCCAUUCCCUCCGCGCCCUGCUGGCUCUAGUCUCUGGAAAGCUCCAUCUCCAACUUGGGCAGCCCAGACAAUGCCUCCUAACCUCACUGGCUACUACCGCUUUGUCUCCCAGAAGAACAUGGAGGACUACCUCCAAGCCCUAAACAUCGGCAUGGCUCUGCGGAAGAUAGCCCUGCUGCUCAAGCCAGACAAGGAAAUUGACCACCAGGGCAACCACAUGAUAGUGAAGACCCUCAGCACAUUCCACAACUACAUUCUGGAAUUCGAGGUGGGCGUUGAGUUUGAGGAGGAUCUAAGGAUCGUGGAUGGACGAAAAUGCCAGACCAUUGUAACCUGGGAGGAGGAGCAGUUGGUAUGUGUGCAGAAAGGGGAGGUCCCCAACCGAGGCUGGAGACACUGGCUGGAGGGAGAGAAGUUGUAUCUGGAGCUGACUGCAAGGGAUGCAGUGUGCGAGCAGGUCUUCAAGAAGGUCAAGUAGCCAGAGAGGCACUGAGGUGCCCCUCCAGACUGCACUGGUCCCCAGACUCCUCUUGCUCAUACCCCUUGAAGCCCAAAGUAUCCCAGGUCAGCAGUCCCUUCCUUGGGUCCCUCCUCCCCCCUCCCCAUGUUAAUCUAUAACUUGCAGCCCCCGGGCCAAAGUCCUUUUCCUCACACUCCAUUGCCCAACUACGGCCUCAGAUCCAAUUCCUGGUGUGGCCUCCUGGAUGAAAGAACCAGGCAAAGGGGAAAGACAACUCGAGAACAAGGAUCUCAACUGUCUUUAGUUCAUGUGGUCCCUUAUCUUCCAUCUAAGAAAGAACUGAGCUUGGAGCAUUUGGGGACAAGUGAGAAUUCAGUCCUGGUAGAACUUUUGGAAAACUGACCGGGGUUCAAGAUUUUAAACAGGAACUACUGGUAGAAUCUCUUGUGUGUUUCCUGUCCUUAUUUUCCAGAAAGCCGCAUGUGCUCAGCAGAACCAGGCCCAAGGCAAGCCCUCACCCACACAGAGUUCAACAGACCUGGCUAUCUCGUAUUUCCAUGCUACAUUUUGAGGAAGUGGGAUGGGACAGGGCGAGACCUUUGUCUAGUGCUGGAGGAGGUUAUGAAGCUUCAGAACAGUGACCGGGCUUCCGUAUCUGCCUUGGGGAGGAUAGGCAGCAAGAAGGCUAGAAAAGAUUGAAAGGAGAGACAGAUGGAAAACACAUGGCCAAGGCUAGGAAGGUGAGGGACAUGGGGGUAUAAAGGCAAAAGCAGGGAGAAGAAGGACAUGCCUGGUUAUAGGGACCCUAUGCUUGAAGGGCAGCAAGGCUGGAACAGAGGAUAAGAGGGAGAAGGGAGAAGAGCAAGGCCCCUCCCUAAGGGUCCCAGAAUACCCUGGAAAAGAGCCCAAAGGGCAGGGCCAGUUCUGGGUCAGAGCCUUUGGACACCUCCCCACCUCCAGGGGCAUUGGUCCUUUCAGAAUAAAAGUCCUGUGGGGCAAGAGUCAGGGAGAAGAGGGCUCAGUGCGGGAUGGGGUCAGAGCCUGACUGUGUGGGAGGUAGGGAUUGCUGGAAAGUCCCUGGCCUGUGCUUAUUACAUGAUCACCCCCCCCCUUCCUGCAAUGGUUAAACCCCUACAUGUUCAAGAAAAUCACUAGUUUGGAAAACACUGAUCUUACUAGACGUCCUAAAAUGAGUUUGGAAAAGGAAAAGAAAAGAAAUCAGAGUGGAGCUGAAUAGCUCAUUCCCUGCCAGUCUCUCAGCAUAUGUUCCCAGUGGAGUGGGGAGUAGAGAGCCCUCCUCUGGACAGAGCCACCCAGCAGGAGCUCUGGAGACUGCUGGAUCCUACCUUGUCCCUUUUCCAAGGCACAGUGAAGCCAAAGGAAGAUGCUCCAUGUAUAGUUACCCAUUGCCUAAGUCACGAGGGCAAUGCUUUGUCCUCGCCCCUCUGAGUUCAGGGUGCGGGUUCAAGCCUCUCCCCACAGGACUGUGCUCUGUGCCCUUCAUGUUGGCCCAGCGCUCCUUGCUGCAGUCUUGCCAGAGGACCUGACCCGGAAGCUUGGAGGCCCUCAUGGUGACUGUCAGGUCCGAUCUAAACCCUUUCAAAUCUCCCGUGACA